Molecule: messenger RNA, 1086 nt
Organism: Effrenium voratum
Lineage: Eukaryota; Dinophyceae; Suessiales; Symbiodiniaceae
Source: the annotation of a GenBank genome assembly
AUGGACUCGCCUGACUUGUCCCGGAUUUCGGUGGGGCCUCUGAGUCCAGCACCGAGGAUGCAGAUUCCCGUACACCAGUUGCCACGGCUGCGGUUGCGCGCAGUGGCCCAAAUUCGAGCUCCCCGCUAUCGCGCAGAUGGAGCGUGUCCUCAACUAUCGCAACUUCCUGCUGCUCCGCUCGAAGCCUUGCGCCGAGCAGCCACAGAUGUGCUUGCGCCCUCGCGGCCAUGCGCUUCUGCACGAGCUGCGGCUGCGCGCUCGAAACUUCCAGCUGCCUCUGAGGCUCAGAGCCAAAACUCCAGCUUACCUUCGCGAACGCGAUCUCCUGGGUGCGACAGCGACCGCUCCGUCUCACUGGCAGGGGCUCGCAUUAAGCGCUCCAGACGUGCUGUAGCUUUGGAACAGCCCCCUGUGGCCAUUGUCGCUUUGCAUGGCUGCGCCGCGGCACUUUUGCCACGACGUCUUUACCUCUGCGAAGCAGACAUGCCUCAGGACACGCUUACAUGGGACGGAUGCCAAUAUUCGCGCGCAGAUUUUUUACACUAUGGCAGCAACGAUGCUGAGCGAUUCUGCAAAUAUCAAUGGGCAACGCAUAUGGCGCGGCUCUUCCUGUCAACCUGGCGCGACUUUGCCCGGACACAAGAUGCGCACAAGGAAUUGAAUGCGCUGUUGAUACUUGUGCGCAAGCAAGAAUAUCGCUCCGAUCCCGCUUUGGGUGACAUGUUGCUCCGCUACAUUUUCCGGGCAUUGCUGCUUCGCUGGACCUACCUCGGAGGUCCUUUCGCAAACUACACGUGCAGCGGAGAUGAUCGCAAAGCCCUGGAUGGCAUGGCAAUGGUGCUCCGUUGGUGCAGCGACUACUUAUGUGAGCCUAACCAGAAGCCCCGACAAGCGCAACGGCUCUUCUGGCAGCGCUACUUCGGGCAUAAAACCUUGGCAUUGGUGAUCGCGACCCAUGGCGUGCAGGACUCCCUGCAGGACUGGGCGUGCACCAUCACCAAGUUGGAAGCGGCAACUGCCUACCAUAACCGGGAAGAUCCGAGCUGCGGUUGCGCGCUCCAAGACCAAGAAAGCUCCAGAGCCUGA